AUGUCCACAACUACGCUAACAAAGUCAUAUGCCAAAUCCGCCACAAAGGAUAUUGAAGAUUCAUUACGGUUGAUUGACGAUUUGAAAUUUUUCCUUGCAACAGCCCCGGCCAAUUGGCAAGAAAAUCAAGUCAUUCGAAGGUAUUACUUAAACCAUGACGAAGGAUUUGUAAGCUGUGUCUACUGGAACAACUUAUAUUUCAUAACCGGUACAGAUAUUGUGCGAUGCAUUGUUUACAAGUUUGAGCACUUUGGCCGUAGAAUUAUUGAUCGCAAGAAAUUUGAAGAAGGGAUAUUUUCUGAUUUAAGAAAUUUAAAAUGCAAUACUGACGCUAUAUUGGAACCACCAAGAUCAGAAUUCCUUGAGUUCUUAUUUAAAAACUCGUGCUUGAGAACGCAAAAGAAGCAAAAGGUGUUUUUUUGGUUUAAUGUCCCCCAUGAUAAAUUAAUGGCUGAUGCUUUGGAAAGGGAUUUGAAGAAGGAAAAACUUGGACAGAAACCAACAACGAUUGCCCAUAAAGAGCCAGCAAUAAGUUUCAAGUAUGACGAAAAUUCUAGUUUAUACUCCCAGUUGGCCAAGCAUAUUGAAAGCCAAACACAAGAUGGAAUCACUAGCUUGACGAGGACAAGUGCUUUGAACACUGCCAACAGUACGACUACAGCAACAUCUACUUCUGACGAUGGCAACAUACUAGAUCAGAAAUCGUCACCAGAAUAUGCAUCAACUACUACCAAUUGGAAAACCGAACCCAAAUACCUCAAAGAUGGAACAGGCCAUUUAUUUCGAUCUAAACCCAAUCGAGCUCUGUUUGACCAGGAUACAAAGAAGGUAUUGAAUACGUCCACAAUUGAUGAGGCUGAAAUAAACAAUGAAAAUGGUGAUGACGAUGAAGAAGAAGAAGAUGAUGAUGAUUUUCCCUUGGAUUACUUUGUUUCUCAAGAUAAUAAUGACAACUAUAUCACGUUGGAUUCCAAUUACCAAGGAGGAUCGAUAACAAAUAUAUUUGAUGAUACCAAUGGUGAUGAGUUCUUUGACCCAAGCCUAUUCAUACCUACGGAAGUGGGGAAUGCCAGUCUGAACCAAGUUGUAUCCAACGAUGAAUACUUGAUUGAGCAGACACAACCUUUGAAAACACCACUACCUCAAGCCAUGCCAACAUCAAGUGCAAAGAUGCUAUCACUAGCUAAUCAAGACAACAUAGGAGACGAGUUUUCCUCAUACCCACAACUGACGGGUACUAUCGCCAAUAACUACCCCAUUCCGUUAUCAGCCAAAUUGCAAACCACCUUCAAACCAGCACAACAGGAACAAUCUCAACUUAGCACUACAGGUGGUCUCACUACUCCACAGUUUCUCAAAGUUCCUUCGCAACAGAUGCAAGCGCCAUCACAAGCAUUCAAUUUGUACGACCAACAGCCUUACUUAUCAGAUAUGUCAGGGAUUGGUUAUAAUUAUAAUCUCAUACACCCUGAUAGUGAGUACUGGACCACAGGUCAAAUCAAUCCCAACUUGGCGGAUGCAAGCUCCGUCCUUGAUUAUAACGCAGGUCUUGGAUUCGGGUACCCGAUGCAACAGCAACCAACGAUGUACAUGAACGAUGAAUUUUUACCCUAUUUUAUCAAUCAACCAUUAAUGAUACCCCAGCAACAAGCGCAAUCACAACAACAACAAAUAAAGUAUCAAAGCUUGACGAGGCAGCAACAGAUAAGUAACAAGAUGAUGAAUAAAAAGAGACAAAUGCAGCAGCAACAGCAACAGCAACAACAACAGCAACAGCAACAACAACAGCAACAACAACAGCAACAGCAACAGCAACAACAGCAGCAACAAUCAGCUCAUCAGCAAGUUCAAAAGCAGCGACAAAAAUCAAACCUUGUCAUUGGUAGUGGCGGAAUUACGAAAAAGACUGUUUUAAAAGUGGAAAAGCCAUCAAUUUCUUUAAAUGAGGUGGUGAAGUCAAAGACUACAAAAAUUGCAAAUAAGGAAUAG
Messenger RNA from Lodderomyces margitis, 1989 nucleotides. It is a transcript of the gene CPH1, whose product is annotated as homeodomain family transcription factor. Gene Ontology annotation, biological process: regulation of DNA-templated transcription; sexual reproduction; regulation of pseudohyphal growth. Lineage: Eukaryota; Fungi; Ascomycota; Pichiomycetes; Serinales; Debaryomycetaceae. Bases 1 to 1989 code for a protein of 662 amino acids. The transcript has a single exon. Gene Ontology annotation, molecular function: DNA-binding transcription factor activity. The record is from RefSeq and is a predicted model, not a curated record. Gene Ontology annotation, cellular component: Ste12p-Dig1p-Dig2p complex; nucleus; Tec1p-Ste12p-Dig1p complex.